Molecule: messenger RNA, 2868 nt
Organism: Aspergillus tanneri
Lineage: Eukaryota; Fungi; Ascomycota; Eurotiomycetes; Eurotiales; Aspergillaceae
Product: ATP-binding protein
Exons: 1
Coding region: 1-2868 (955 amino acids)
Cellular component (GO): mitochondrial outer membrane
Molecular function (GO): ATP hydrolysis activity; ATP binding
Source: RefSeq, a predicted model, not a curated record
AUGCAGCAAGGCCGGUUGUUCUCGACCCUCCCACGACCCUGCCGAUUUGUUGCGCACCGCCGCUAUCCCGCCGUUUUUGCGUCUUCCUCGCGUCGAUUCCAUCUCUCCCCCUCCUGGCGGUCGUCCAUCCCAUCGGACCCUCAUGGCGCUCGUGACUCCACCUCCGAAAAUGUAACAAGUGAUAUUCCGACCCUCAAUGCCGGACAGAACGUGUCCGAACAUCUGCCUCCCGUUGCCACGCCGGCGGCCUCCGAACAGUCGGCGAAGGACUCGAAACCGUAUGGCUCUGCAGUCCGCAGAGCCUUGAGAAAUAGGAAAUCGGUGAAGGAAUGGACCGCCCCUGUCGCAACGGUCCCGGACUGGUUCUUUGAGCGGAACACUAUCGUGCACAGUGACGACGGGCAGGUCGCGGCGCAGACUCACCAGCAGGUGAAAAUCGCCGCGUCGGCCCCGCAGAUAGACCAAAUAAGUGCAGAUGCGGUCGCCCAAGGUGGUGAUGGAGAUGAUCCGCCGGCGUCGGAUGGUUUACCGGGAGAUGAGAACCGAUAUGCUUUGACCGAUGCCUUAUGGGAGGAGCUAUGCGCAUCUGCCCGGGCGGGUCUGCGACUCCCGCCCGCCAAAUACGCGACAGAGCCUUCGGCACGAAAAUCGCACCUCGUUCUACAGUACCCCGGGAACGAUGGGGUCUUGUUUCUGGACGCGGUGGUGAAGAGGCUAGCGCAGGAACUAGGCGCGGAUCUGGUGACGCUCGACGCUCAAGAUAUUGCUCAGCUAUGCAAUGAGCAAGAUCUGGCAGACAUUGGCACGACUUCAUCGAUCAGGUCCCUGGGCUACGAGGUGUACCGUCCGUCCGCCUCGGAUUCCUGGCAGGAAAUGGGUGAGGAGGGGGAGUCUGAGGAUGCCGAUGUAAUUGACGCCGCGAUGCCGUCCCGCAAUCUUCGCCCGGUGAUCCGGGGUCCGAGAUUCAUUACCAUCGAAAGCACUCGCGAACCCGGCGACAUCCCCCUUCCCAACCUGAUGGGUCUAAAGUCGUUGGUGGCUUCCUUCAACAACCCCUUAGAUGGCUCUGGGGGUGCCGCAUCGACCCAGAGUCCGGAUCGGGCGGAGGAUAGGCGACUCCGACUGAUAAACGAGCUGCUCUCUUCACCUACGAAACUGCCCCGACAAUCGGGUGAGGACCCCCACCCCAGUGGGAGCGCUGAAAACAAUCAGCCUAAACCGGCGCGCGAUAUCAUUGUCCAAGUGCAGGAUUACGGCGACAUCCAGGGGACACGGGAGGGCGCCCGGUUUAUACAACUGUUACAGAAAGCUAUCCAGGAUCGGCGAAAAGCCGGGUCACGGGUCUUGUUUGUGGGCACAGCGGCACAAGACGCUGCGCCGGACUCGGAUGCCUCGCGGUUGAUGCACAACGCCUUCGACGACCAGUUCUCACAGAUGCUGGUCGUGAUCCCCGCUAUGGGCUCUGAGCAGGCUGAAAAGACAUUUGCGGAUGAUCGAAAGAGGCGGACACUCGAGGUUAACAUUCGACAUCUACAGGACAUGCUCCGAACCCGACUCCACGAGACCCCUUCCGCCCUCAAGGAUGAUAUCUUUGGGGGCCGUGCUUGGCCGCUGGAUACUUCCCUGGUCAAGGAAUCUGGCCUCGAAGAACGGUAUUGGACUUACAGUCAAGUGCACUGGGCCACUACCCUUGCGCUGGGCAGUCUUGGGCCGGAGGAGCCGUUCGGUUUCGAACAUCUUGCGCAUGGCAUCGAGAUGAUGCAGAAGACGGAACGCAUCAAGAGUGAUUGGCUGCACGAAAAGACGCCCAAGGCGAAGCAUACGGAACCUAGCAGUGACAAGGAGCGGCUCCUGAAUUCGCUCCGGAAGGUCUGCAAUUCCCACGAGAAGAAGUUGCUGAACGGAGUAGUGGACUCGAAAAGCCUGCGGACCACGUUCGAUGACGUGCACGUUCCGCCAGAGACCAUCGACGCUCUGAAGACGCUCACCUCGCUGUCACUCAUUCGCCCGGAGGCGUUCACCUACGGCGUCCUAGCCACCGACAAGAUACCCGGACUGCUCCUGUACGGCCCUCCCGGCACGGGAAAGACGCUCCUGGCCAAAGCGGUUGCGCGUGAAAGUGGCGCCACGGUGCUAGAGGUAAGCGGGUCGGAGGUGUAUGACAUGUACGUGGGCGAAGGGGAGAAGAACGUCAAGGCCAUCUUUACGCUGGCCAAGAAGCUGAGUCCCUGCGUCGUUUUCAUCGACGAGGCGGACGCCAUAUUCUGCUCCCGGACAGGAGCCAGCAGUCGCACCUCGCACCGGGAGCUCAUCAACCAGUUCCUGCGGGAAUGGGAUGGGAUGAACGACCUGUCGGCCUUUAUCAUGGUGGCCACCAACCGCCCCUUUGACCUCGACGACGCGGUACUGCGACGUCUCCCGCGACGUCUCCUAGUGGACCUGCCGACCGAACAGGACCGCCUAGCCAUUUUGAAGAUCCACCUCAGGGAAGAGACCCUUGAUAGCAGCGUGGACCUCGCCGAACUCGCGCGACGUACCCCGCUGUACUCUGGAUCUGAUCUGAAGAAUCUGUCUGUGGCCGCGGCGUUGGCCUGCGUACGAGACGAGAACGCACUGGCUGCACAGCAUCAGGGCGACGAGCCCUACCAGUAUCCGACACGGCGCACGCUGACUUGGAGCCACUUUGAGCGCGGCAUGGAAGAGAUCAGCGCGUCAAUCAGCGAAGAUAUGUCGUCGUUGUCGGCGAUCCGCAAGUUCGACGAACAGUAUGGGGAUCGCAAGGGACGGCGCAAGAAGAGUCCCGGAUGGGGGUUCAUGCCUCUCGCGAGAGAGGAAGCAGAUUCUGAUGCUGCGCGUGUACGCACUUGA